AUGUCCGCGCUCAGCAGCCAGAAGAUCACAAUGCGCAGAGUAAAGCACGAUGUCCUCUGUGUCGGCCUGGGAGCAUCUGCUCUGUCACUCGCCGUCGCAUAUCGAGAGCGUGAUCCCGGAGCCGACAUUGUGUUCCUCGAGGCGCAGCCAAAGUCGUCCUGGCGACCGAUCCGCAAACUGCCCGGGCAGGACAUGGGCACGACCUUCAUGCACGACUUGAUCACGACUGAGAACCCAAGGUCGAAAUUCACGUUCGUCAAGUACUUGCAUGAAACUGGACGGCUGGUGAAUUUCACCAACGUUGGCAAGAUUAAGCCUGCAGGCGAGCUUUUUGAGGAUUACUUGCGGUGGGUGGCCGAGAAGUUCGAAUCCCAGGUGAAAUGGGCCACACAAGUGGUCUCGAUCGAAGGUGGCAGAGAUGGCAGCGGUGUGGUCGAUGAAUGGACCAUCACGGCUGAAGAUCGUUUGGCUGGCAGCAAGACCAUAAUCAGCGCUAAGAGAGUCAUCGUGGCAGUCGGAAGCCAGUCCAGAGUACCCAAAGCGCUCGGAGGUGGUGGUACAGCAGUGGUGCACGCAUCCAACUUCCAGGAGAGGCUGCAGGAGAAGCUACGCACAGUCAGCCAUGGUGCCAAUAUUGCCAUCGUCGGCGAGGGCCAGCCUGCGGUGGAGCUGCUGGAAUACAUCCAGAGCAUCCGAGGCACCCACACCACCACCCUCUUCACCGAGCAACCCUCUCUACAACCAGCAGCAUCAUCGAGUUUCGCCAACGACACAACCAUCAAGCCCUCACUCGCCGCCCUCAAAAGCCUGCCGCCGGAGCUGAGGAGCCGCGCCAGCGGCCAGAGCGGCGGCGCCGUCGCCCCCGCUGCACAGUCUCAGCUGAUCGAGCGAAUCUACGAGAUCCAAUACAACCAGCGGGUCAAAGAGGCCGACGAAGAGAAUCUCCGCCUCCAGGUCAAGCCCUCGAGUAAGGUCACGAACGUCGAGACCGCGCCCGAUGGCCGUGCAUCCGUCACAUACUUGGACAAGGUCAGCGGCGAGGCCAAGACGCACGCCCGGGACUUUGACCUCGUCAUCGCCGCGACGGGGUACGCGCAGCGGGAGCAAGAUCGUCUUCUGCGGCCGCUUGGGCGGCUUCUGGAGAAUGGGACGGUGUCCGUUGAUAGCAAUUACCGCGUCAACCUUCGCCGAAGGGGAGUGACGAACGGACGCGGGUUGUGGUUGGUGGGUUCUCUGGCGCCGGAGCAAUAUGUGAGUUCCUAUACUAUGGUGAUGCUGAAGGGCGGCGACGCGGCGUUUUCGAUCAUGGCAGAGCGGAGUCGGCGGUUGGUCGAUUCGCUGCUGGCGAUACAGGCCCUAGAGAGUCUGGAGAAGGAGGAAGUUGAAGCGGUGCAAGCACAUCUGUAG
This is a messenger RNA of Cyphellophora europaea CBS 101466, 1407 nucleotides long. RefSeq lists its product as uncharacterized. Bases 1 to 1407 code for a protein of 468 amino acids. NCBI's taxonomy places the organism in Eukaryota, Fungi, Ascomycota, Eurotiomycetes, Chaetothyriales, Cyphellophoraceae. The record is from RefSeq and is a predicted model, not a curated record. Gene Ontology annotation, biological process: intracellular iron ion homeostasis. The transcript is spliced from 2 exons.